ACCAUGAAAUAACCAGAAGAGCUAAAACAAUCUUGAGAAAAAAGUAAAAGUGGAAGGAAUCACAUACUCUGGUUCCAAAAUAUAUUAUAAAUCUGCAGUAAUUAAAAUGGUAUGGUAUUGACAUAAAGAUAAACACAGGCCAGUAGAACAGAAUAGAGAGCCAGGGAAUAAACCCAAGUAUGCACAGUUAGCUGAUUUUUGACAAAGAAGAGAGAGACAUAGUCUCUUCAACAAAUGGUAUUAGGAAAACUGUAUAUACACAUGCAAAAGAAUGAAUAAAUUCUUAUGUCUGGAUACAUCUCAACUAAUUCACCUUUUAAUUGCAAGCUACUGUUUUAUUGUAUCACUUUUUAAUUUCUUGGGUUUUACAUUUCACUGAGAAGGCAAAGAAGAUGUAUUCUAAUAUUGUUUCAUAGUAUAAUAUUUUAAAACUAUGGUUUACAUUUGCAUCCUGAAUUCAGUGGUUUCCUGCUUACAGAAUUCUAACCUUCAUGUCUGAUUACUUCUGUUUUCUCUUCCUUGAAUGAUUAAAGUCCAUACAGAUUUGGCGCUUAUCACAGAUAGCUUCAAUAACUUUCAAUUUGUCUCUUUCAUCAAUUAGUAAUUGUUAGAACUCUCCUCUCAUUUUUUAAGCCAUUAAUUAAAUAUUUGGUGUCUAUCUGAUAAUUGUUUUCCUGAACCCAUUUACUGAAUUCAUUCUCUAGUCUGCAUAUAUAGCUAUGAAUUAAUUCCUACAUACUUAGAAGUAAUGUGUAGUUUGUCCCGUGUCCAAAACAGUGCCCACCAUCUACAGAUUUACAAGUUCCAUGCAUACAGUGGUCUUUUUGCUCUGAGCCUUUCAAUUACCAUCCUUAUGUUCCAAGGUACCACACACCACCACGUUCACUGCCAUGCCAGCGACAUUAGAUAUGCAGAAUUGUUGUCCCAGAAUUGAGACAGAAAAAGACUCUGCUUCAUAAGGGUACUAUUGUAGUUGUUUGGGCAACAGCAAAUCAAAUAUGCCUGUGGUGAAAUUACAAAGGAUAGAAGAGCAAGGAGUCAAUGUUCCAUUCCCCUUGAACAGCUCAGUGUGAACACAGCUCUGCUUCACCACAGACUGCUGGCUGCUCAGCUCAAGCUCACAACACGCAGGGAUGGGGCUUAGAGCAGCAGGCACAUAGCAUGGGGAAUGGUGUGGCAGAGGCCACGGUGUGCUGCUGGAAAGGGAAGCAGCUAGAAAGUGCAGGAUCCUCAGCAGGUGCCUGACAGGUCAGACCAUCCAGCAUCCACUAGGAUCAGACUUGCUUAUGAACUCACAGGAGAUACUUCCAGAAAUAACUAAUGGGUUGUAAUUUUACAAAACCAGAUUACAUCAGGGUUGGAGGCAUUUAAAGUUACCACCAUCAGUGACUCCAUUGGUCUCCACCGGCUGGUCAAAGAAGGUGAAGCUCAAUGACAGUAAAUAAAUAAAUGAAGAGAGCAAGCAUCUAGGUGUCCCUAUUUGGUAGGCCUAAUUUUUAAAAUUGUUUUAAGAGGGCCCUCUUCUAAUUCAUCUUGAGUAAUAUGAGCAGUGACCAAAAAAAAAAUGUCUAGUCAUAUAAGGAGAGUAAAAAACAACAGUGAUGUUAGUGGAAGGUGAACCAUUUCCAAGGAUACAUAAAGCCUAUGCUCAAGGCAUUGGAACUGGUAUAACAGCAGCUAAAAAUGCCACACCUUGGUUGAGGGUCACAAUGGAGAGCGUGCAGUGAUUUCCCUGAGUCCAGGAAUUCAACGGGCAGUUAUGAAAGUGGCCUGCAUUGGAUGAGGAUAGUUGAAGGUCUAGAGUUUCAGCAAUUUUGUAGGUGGUAUCUCAGAGUAAAGACUUUUCUGUAUUAUUUUAAGUAAUUGUACCCACACUUCGGUUGUAGCAUCUUCCCCCCCAGCUACUAUGACAGGUGAGGAAACAGGAUUUCUGAUGUUCACAUUGUUACGGCAUUUAAUUAGCGAUAUAGAAAUAUUACCCUAGACAUGAAUGGACAGGAAAGAAUUAAUCCUUCCUGCAGUUCAGAUGUUUGGUUAAAAGAGUGAAUGUAUCAUUUAAAAUAGAUGGAGAAAUAAACUAGAUACCUAGGUCAGAUAAAGAGGAAAUAAAUAUGGUUAUGAAAUAGGUAUGCGUUUUAUGGAAAUAAUCAAAUCAUCUCAGGAGCAGGAAGUCACAUUCAAACAUCUCCCUGCAUCCAGGCCUGAUAACAAACCAGCAAGCAAAGGAUAAAGAAAUCCUGCAGAUAGGAAAACGGCAGUCAACAAUGAACCAGGGGAAACGUGCCUCCAGGGUAUUUUCUUGUGUGAGACAGUGGUAGGACCUGCAGACUGUUCCCUGCCUGGGAAUUGUUGCAGAGAUGCUGAGCCCAAGAUACUUUGGAUAGAAGGGUGAUGCCUAUCCAGCUCACGGGCCUCUUCAUAAUCACCCAUGAGCUCGAGUCCUUGGGAACAAUUGUGCAGAACAGGUUAAUUGCCACAGUGCUGGGCGGAGAGUGGGUGUAGUUUACUGCCUCUUACUGUGUCAGUCUCUUCUUUCACCCAUCUUCUCUUUUCUGGCUCAGGUAAAGAAUUUUGAGGUUGAUUCCCUGGCCAUUGCUGGCUUUUCUGUUGAUUUCUUGUGUGUGAAUCAUCCCUUUAGCUAUUAGGAAUCACAUCGUAGUUCAGUUCAUCAUUACAGGGUAUUUCUCUACAAACAGGACUGUGAUUGAACGACUGAAGAUAUUCCAGCCGGUUUUGCCUUUCCUUCCAUUCCUGGCCUUCACUGUCUCGCACUUGGCCUCACUCUCCCAAUGCUUGCAGUAAAUGCCACCCCACAAUGCUGGCCACUGCACCUCCGGCAUGAGAGCUCAGUCCCCUGCCCUGAUGUCUCACACCAUCUUCCUCAGCUUCUUCCCCUCUUGCUUCCUGACCCUCCUCAUCUCUGUUAUAAGCAUCCCAUUUGAUGAGAAGUCCUGGUUCUGUGCCUGGGAAGCUGUCAUCUGUGCUAGAGUCUAUAGUUCCACUUCACUAAUGUUGAGUGGCCCUACAUUGAUUAGGGCUUUAAAGGUAAGGUGCUGGGCCUAGAGGCUGACUGAGCACAGGGGCACGACCCCUGGGCACCUGGGACUUUGCAGUGACACAACUAAUACCAGUAAGCAGCAGUACUCUGCACAGUACCCUGUGUGAUAGUUCAUCAAGUUUAUCUUUCCAAAAAGACAUUGAUUUCAAAUAUCAAAUAAAAAAAUAUUAAUUUCACCUAUCUUUUCUAUUGUUUUUCU
Molecule: messenger RNA, 3257 nt
Organism: Manis javanica (Malayan pangolin)
Lineage: Eukaryota; Metazoa; Chordata; Mammalia; Pholidota; Manidae
Source: RefSeq, a predicted model, not a curated record